Messenger RNA from Condylura cristata (star-nosed mole), 1576 nucleotides. It is a transcript of the gene ZNF576, whose product is annotated as zinc finger protein 576. The transcript is spliced from 3 exons. Gene Ontology annotation, biological process: regulation of transcription by RNA polymerase II. Lineage: Eukaryota; Metazoa; Chordata; Mammalia; Eulipotyphla; Talpidae. Gene Ontology annotation, molecular function: RNA polymerase II transcription regulatory region sequence-specific DNA binding; DNA-binding transcription factor activity, RNA polymerase II-specific. Gene Ontology annotation, cellular component: nucleus. Bases 282 to 794 code for a protein of 170 amino acids. The record is from RefSeq and is a predicted model, not a curated record.
AAAAAAAGGCCUGCGCUGGCUGCCCCGGGAGCAGGGACUCGAGGGCAGUGCUUAGGGCAACGGGACACAGCGACUGAAGGCGUGCGUGGGAGGCUGGGACUCUGGGUGGAAGAGUUAGAGAAGGCUCGCUCCCUGGAAGAGGCUGGCUAAAAAAUCUGGGUACCACUACCUGCCACAAGACAUGUGAGAAAAGGGGAUGAUGGUGCCAAAGAUCAAGGGCCCAGCGCUCAGUUCAGCAAGUUUGACUUAGAUCAUAGGUGUCAUACAGAGUCCCAGUCACCAUGGAAGGUGCACACCGGGAAGAGACCAGGGAACAGCAGGAUUCAUCCAAGGAGAGGAAUCCCCGCAGUCCAGGAGGCAACAUCUGCCACCUGGGGGCCCUGCAGUGCACUCGCUGCCUCAUCACCUUCGCUGAUUCCAAGUUCCAGGAGCGUCACCUGAAGCGGGAACACCCAGCGGACUUCGUGGCUCAGAAACUGCAGGGGGCCCUCUUCAUCUGUUUCACCUGCGCCAGAUCCUUCCCCUGCUCCAAGGCCCUGAUCGCCCACCAGCGCAGCCAUGGUCCACUUACCAGGCCCUCCCUGCCAGCCACACCUACCUCUGCCCAGCCCACCUUUCCCUGUCCUGACUGUGGUAAGAGCUUUGGGCAGGCUGCUUCCCUGAGGCGGCACCGCCAGGCACACCAGGCUUGCACCCCACCUGGCCCCUUUGCUUGCACUGAGUGUGGCCAGGACUUUGCCCAGGAAGCGGGGCUGCAUCAACACUACAUCCGGCAUGCCCGGGGGGAGCUCUGAGUGGGGCUUAAGUCUUGCCUGGGACAAUGGAGACUGGCUGGUGGGGUCCUCCUGUGAUAUGGGAUGGAAACCUUGAGAUUUGCUUCUCUCCAUGGAAAAGCAAAGGGCUCCUGAUAAUGCUUUUUUGUGCUUCAGUUUUUGGAGGACACAGAGGCCUUCAGGGAAACUUUGACAAUAGUGAGAUCUUUUGUUUUCAAAAAAUGAGUGAAAAAGAGAGGGAAAAUUGUUCUUUGUAUCUCCCUCAUUCCCAAUUAAAUAGUCGAAAUUACAACUAGCUACAGAUUGUGUAAUCACCUUUAAUUCUUCCCAGAUGGAUGCCAUGGGCUACGGAAGCAAAUUGUCCUGGCUCUGUGCCUGAGGGAGCAGGGAAAGCAAGGUGUUGUUGGUCUGUAAUGCCAACUAUGGGUCCCAGAUGUGAAACAACUUGUGCCUUUGGGGCAGCAAAGUUGGGAGUUGUACUCUGAUCCACUGGGAGUUGCAGUUUCUGUCCCUGUCCCCCUAAUCCCCAACACCACCAGCCUUUCCUACUCAAGGAGGGGCCAGGACAUUGGGCCCUUCAGAAAAUUUAUUGCUAAUUUAAAUAAUUUUGUGUACUAGUCUGGUCAUGGACUAUUUUUUUUUAUAUAUAUGUAGGUGAGAGGGCAUGAAUAAACUAACAGAAAUAGUAUCUAAAAACAGAAAAGGUGUAAGUAAAAGAUAAACAACAAUGCCUGCUGUGCUCCAAAAAAAAAAAAAUUACCCAUGCUGAAAUAACCAUUGUUAAUGUUCUGGUAAAUUUCCUU